UACAUCCGGCACGCACUCGCACACGCCUUCCCACUUCCCCGGACCCAGCCCUCGGCACUCAAUAAAACCCAGCACGCAAGCAAGCAAGCAAGCAAACAAGCAUGAUCCAGCCCACGCGCAAGCACACGCGCGCGAAUCGAGCGCCGCUGCAAAAGCAACGCUUCCCCCCCCUCUCUCUCCGUCUCCGUCCCCAUCACAUCACUUGUCUCCGACACCGUCACCGUCACCGCGUUUUCUGUUCUGAGAAAAAGCAUCGUGGCGCGCGUCUUCUCUUAGCUCUCUGUUACGGAUCACCUCCUCAUCACUUUGCUCAUUCCCUCACACACGCAUUCACGCACGCAUUCACGCAUUCACGCACGCUUUCGCGCCGCCUGGCCGGCUCAUCCCAGCUCAGUCCUGCUUAGCUCAACUCAGCUCCGCUCAGCUCAUCACUUCGGGGCGCGCCGUCCGCCCCGUCCCUCUCAUCUCAUCUCGUCUCUCACAUCUCCUCGGCUCGUCUUCGUGCUAUGU
Molecule: messenger RNA, 510 nt
Organism: Aplosporella prunicola CBS 121167
Lineage: Eukaryota; Fungi; Ascomycota; Dothideomycetes; Botryosphaeriales; Aplosporellaceae
Exons: 1
Coding region: 102-404 (100 amino acids)
Source: RefSeq, a predicted model, not a curated record